AUGAAAUUCGUCCCCCUUGAUCCCUUUCCAAGCCACCCGAGCGCACCACCAUCUUCGCCACCUCCUUGCAAACCUAACGCACCCCCGAGCUCACUCCCUAACCCACUCAAUCGCCGGUGCUCCUCGGUCUUCUCCAACUCCGGCAAAAACCUCCGCCGUGAAACCCCCUCCGUGGCCGCGCUGUUCCAGAUCGCCGGAACGAGCUCGCCGGAGCCGGAAUACCCGCCCGUCCGCACGGCCACCGUCGCCAAGCUCUUCUACUGCUUCUCCUACUGUGAAUACGAGGCCCUCGUCAAUGGGUUUAGGAUCGCGAUCGAGCUCAGGGUCCGACGCCUCGACGUCCGAGGCGAUUCGCAUCUAGUCAUCGACCAAGUUAUGAAAGCUUCAAGCUGCCAUGACCCAAAAAUGGAGGCUUACUGCAAAGAAGUACGCAAGCUGGAGGACAGGUUCCACAGCCUCGACCUCAACCACAUCGCCCGAUGA
Messenger RNA from Sorghum bicolor (sorghum), 483 nucleotides. RefSeq lists its product as uncharacterized. The coding region runs from base 1 to 483 and encodes 160 amino acids. Gene Ontology annotation, molecular function: nucleic acid binding; RNA-DNA hybrid ribonuclease activity. The transcript is spliced from 3 exons. The record is from RefSeq and is a predicted model, not a curated record. NCBI's taxonomy places the organism in Eukaryota, Viridiplantae, Streptophyta, Magnoliopsida, Poales, Poaceae.